CCCAGGCACCGUUCUAUUGGUACGGCUGCAGAUUGUUUCCAGGUCUGUGGUCAGGAAUCUGGCACAUCCCCCUCUUCUGAUUCGAGCCACACUACCUUCCCCUCGACGUUCUAUACUUUACCUACAGUAUCGCUCCUUGAGACAUCGCCCUAGCGUCCACGGAGCUAGACACCGGCAAUCGCUGACUACUGUACUAUGUUCCAAGGGAGUGACGACGUUCUCCUGACGCCGCAAUCCGAGGACAGCUGCAGCGACGGAACCACAACGGGCAACAUGGAUGAGACUGCUCAUGAAGAACAGCAUCACCGUCUCUGCAAGGUAUUCGAAGAGCGCCGUGCGGCACUCAUCGCUUCCUUGGAAGCGUUGGAUAUGUCCGCGACUCGUGCGAAUGAGCCAAGAGAUCUUGUCAAGAGCAACAUUCACGUCCUGGCCUCGGAAACCAUCGACACUUUGAAGAAGAAGUUCCCACCUCCAUCACUUACCUCAAUGGAAGUCGUUGACGCGGCGACUGGCAUCAACGCUACGGCUAAUCGGGAAAUCGCUGAGUCUCCGGUCAAGCUGCCUGGUGCAGAGGAGCCCGCCUUCGACCCAGCACCGGCCUUCAAUCUCGAGCUGCUCAGCUCCUUCGACGGCAACAAAGACGAGUAUGGCACCUGGGAAGCCAAGACAGAAAUCGUGAUGAAUGCCUACGCGGACCCUGCUUGGCAAGCCGCCGUUCUGACCGCUCUCCCCUGCAAACUCAAAGGCGAUGCUGCCUCCUGGCUCGUGGUCCGCUGGAAGGCUCUUCAGAAGAAGUCUGCCUCAAGUCUCCAUCAUCCUAGCUGGGAGACGGUUCGGGAUGAUAUGCGACGAUACUUCCGACGUCCGGAAGAAGAAGCCGAAGAACUCGCAGAUGGUAUCGAGUGGGACCUCGAGAAGCAUAGCGCAACGACCUAUCUCACGACCAAGCUAGCAGGAUACUAUUCCAUGCAUGAAUGUCCCAGUGAGGAGCGUCUAAUUGCGAAACUCCGAGCGGGUAUGCCAGAAGAUCUGCAGCGAUACGUCCCUACCAGCAUAAAGAAGUUCGAUGAGGUUUUUGAUCUCUUGAUAGGUCAGGAGCCAAUUUGGCGUCGAACAAGCGGUGACGGUCAAGAGGACUAGGCUUGCACGACUGGCACCCAUUCUCAGCAGCGUCGCUGACAGCUGUCCAGUCUCCUCAAAUGACUCGACGAAAGAGGGUCCCGUAGGAUCAAGGGCCCACGCGAUGCGUCACACCCCACUCGUGUCAGUGCCAUAUCGUCACUUCGUUUUCCCGUUUGAAACAGCCAUCCAG
Messenger RNA from Microstroma glucosiphilum, 1312 nucleotides. RefSeq lists its product as hypothetical. The transcript has a single exon. The coding region runs from base 196 to 1140 and encodes 314 amino acids. The record is from RefSeq and is a predicted model, not a curated record. Lineage: Eukaryota; Fungi; Basidiomycota; Exobasidiomycetes; Microstromatales; Microstromataceae.